ACAAAACAAAGCCUUUUCCUCUCACCACUAAAAAAACAUCAAUGUCGGAAUCUGAUAAGAAGGAAAAAUCCACAGUCAACACUGGUGUGUUUGGUAAUACUCACUAUGAUAUAAAUGAAAGAGAUUUUCUCCAGAGAGAAUUAUUAAAAAAGUUAGAUUCGGAUGCAAUUUCCAAACGUCCUGGACCAAAUGGUCAAAAUGUACACUACAUUGAAACAUGGAAAGCUAUUGAAUUGGCCAAUUUAACAUUCGGAUUUAAUGGAUGGUCAUCUAGUAUCAUGGAAAUUUCCAACGAUUUUGUUGAACAAACACAACAAGGAAAAUUUAAUUGUGGAGUUUCUGCAAUCAUUCGUGUCAGUUUGAAAGAUGGAUCUUUCCAUGAAGAUAUCGGAUAUGGUACUAGUGAUAAUCAAAAACAAAGAGGUGCUGCAAUAGAACAAGCAAAAAAGACAGCAGUUAGUGAUGGUUUAAAGAGAGCUUUGAGAAAUUUUGGUAAUGCACUAGGUUUAACAAUUUAUGAUAGAGAUCAUCUCAAACAAAUCACUAAGCCAACUUUAAAGAAACCUGGACAAGCUACAAAUCAACCAAAGCCAACUAAUCCUUAUUUUUCACAAUCAUUUGGAACUCAAUCUCCUUCCUCUUCUCUUCCUGUUAUUAAUACAACUCAACAACAUUUAGAAUCUAUUGCAUCAGCUGAUUAUAGUCAAACAGUUGGAUCAACUCAUGUCAAGGAAGAAAAUGAAUCAAGUUUGAAUAUUGAUGAUGAUCUAGAUUUAGAUGGAUCUGCCAUUCCAGAAUCACCCCAACCAGAAACUACAACAUCUGCCACAAAUCAAACACCAGUUUUCCAGAGACCUUCUAAUCCUUCUCAGAAUCAGACACCACCAGUUUUCCAAAGACCUUCACCAAAUCAAGCAUUCAAAAGACCAGCAAAUCCAGAAGCUUCUCCACCAAAUCAACCUGCCAAUAAGAAGACUAAAUAAUAAUCAUUCAUUGUAUCCUAAUUAUGUGUAAAUAAAUAUCCAUCACCAUUCCAUUGUAC
Naegleria gruberi is the source of this 1042-nucleotide messenger RNA. RefSeq names its product Rad52/22 domain-containing protein. Bases 42 to 983 code for a protein of 313 amino acids. Gene Ontology annotation, cellular component: nucleus. The record is from RefSeq and is a predicted model, not a curated record. Lineage: Eukaryota; Heterolobosea; Eutetramitea; Acrasida; Naegleriidae. The transcript has a single exon. Gene Ontology annotation, biological process: double-strand break repair via single-strand annealing; double-strand break repair via homologous recombination; mitotic recombination.